Molecule: messenger RNA, 693 nt
Organism: Hyphopichia burtonii NRRL Y-1933
Lineage: Eukaryota; Fungi; Ascomycota; Pichiomycetes; Serinales; Debaryomycetaceae
Gene: MED7
Product: mediator complex subunit
Exons: 1
Coding region: 1-693 (230 amino acids)
Biological process (GO): regulation of transcription by RNA polymerase II
Cellular component (GO): core mediator complex; mediator complex
Molecular function (GO): transcription coregulator activity
Source: RefSeq, a predicted model, not a curated record
AUGUCUGAAGAUCUAAUAUCGUCAUUGUACCCACCUCCGCCACCGUAUUUUAAGUUUUUCACGCAAGAGAACUUGAAUAAGGUCAACAGCUGGAAGAAGGAGCAAGAUCAGGAAGAAAGUAGCCCAGAGGACCCAAGAAAAGUACCAGAAGGAGAGUUACAGUUUCUCAUACCACCUGAGCAGCCAAGUGGAACUCAUUACCGAGGAUAUGGGAAUCUAUGGUCGUUUGAAGACAAGUUACCGAGUUUGAAAGAAGCCGGAUGGACUCAGUUAUAUAAGGAAGAGGACGAGUUAAUAACGUCACAGACAAAGAUUAAAGAGUUGCACAAGCUAAUGGACUCGUUGUUGUUGAAUUUUUUGGAGUUGAUUGGCUCGAUGUCGGUUGAUCCAUCGAAAUUCCAUUACAAGAUCGAAGAUUUAAAGUUACUUUUAAUCAAUAUAAAUCAUAUUUUGAAUACAUAUAGACCUCAUCAGACACGUGAGAGUUUAAUAAUGUUGUUGAAGAAACAAAUCGAUAAGAAAAAUAAUGAAAUUAAUGAAAUCGAUAAGGUGAGUACUAGUAUAACUGAGAAAAUUCAAAAAUUAACAAAUAAUGUUAAAGGAACUAAUGAAGACGUUGACGAAUCCAAUGAGUCCAGUUCAGCCGAAUUGAAGAAAAAAUUAUUAGAUAAGUUACUAUAUCAAUCUACAUAA